Polistes dominula (European paper wasp) is the source of this 4580-nucleotide messenger RNA. RefSeq lists its product as uncharacterized. NCBI's taxonomy places the organism in Eukaryota, Metazoa, Arthropoda, Insecta, Hymenoptera, Vespidae. The record is from RefSeq and is a predicted model, not a curated record.
UAAAUCAAACUUUUGUUAAAGACGGUACGAAUAGAUAUAUACUUCCUAAACGAUCAGUAAGGUAGUGUUAAGAAUCUGUUGAGGAGAUCAAAAUCCGGAUGUUAAGGAAAGAUAGAUGGAGAGAGGGAUGUCAAGGGGGAAGAAGGGGGGAUAAUCGAUGAGAACCAUCGCAAAUCGAGAGUACGUAGACUCGCGACGAAGAACUUCCUCCUUUCAAACUGGUACACAUAGACACCAUAGAUGCAUUCACGUAUAUACAAUUAUGUAUACAGAAGAAAUGCAUGCACACAUACUCAUACGUUCAUUCGUAUAUACAUGAAUGUAUGUAUAGAUACAUUCAUGAAUAGAUACAUAUGCAUACAAACAUACAAAUAUAUGCAUACACACACAGAGGAAGAUAAGAGAAGUUUAUUUGUCGAUGCAAUGGGUGGUUUCUUGUUAAAUGGUCAAGUUACUCCGCCUUUCCGUACGUCCUUGGCGAACUGCCGGUGCAUGGACUCUGAGAAAGGCGAUGAAAAUGGUGCCAGUCACGUGUACCAUGUCGGUGCGAACGCUCGCACCACGUAAGUCGUCUCUUUCCCUCGGCAGAUCUCGAAUAUUUCGAGAAUCCAAGUCGAAGUCGAAGUCGAAGUCGAAGGGAGACGAUCAACCAAACGGAAUCGAAUAACAAGUAUUCUCGUAUGAUUUAUAAAAAGUUGUCUUUAAAAUCAAUGGUUAAUAUAUACGAGAACCAUAAAGUGAUUCAUAAGUGAUCAUGACUCGGCAGGCAAAUUUCUCGAGACGAUUAGUGCUGAUCGUAGCAUUAACUGCAUGCCUGACUAUCGUUCAAUCGAUUAAGGCAAAUGAUGAAAAAAAAGAAGAAGCAAAGAAGGACGUUUUUGGUCAUAGAGAAAGAAGACACCUGGGAGGUGUCGUUGAUGUUUCGUCCGAUCAAAAACAAUUGUCUAAUAAUACACUGUUUAACAACAAUUAUAAUAUCAGCAACAACAAUAACAAGUCACCGAGUAGUAAAAACAACGAAAUAAACUUGGAAAGCGGAAGGAAAGUAUCUCAUAGAUUGAUGGGAGGUCAUUUGCGCGAUGACAGGGUGAAAAAAAGAAAAGAUGAUAAAUUAUUGACGGAUGAUGAUAUGUUAGGAUCGUCGGCUGGUAACGGUAAGGAAACGAAAAAUUCGCGUGGUGAUGAAGACGAUGAAAAAAAAACAUUGUCUCAGCAAGUCAAGGAGGGCAAGUACGGUUUGAUACAAAAUGAAAUUUACGAUGAUAAACCUAGACGACCUGGUAUAAUAAGUUAUCUAGAUAAUCCCGAAGUACCUAAGGACACCAUUGAGAAUCUCGGUGGUCUUGACGAGGACGAAAUAUGGUUUGCGGAAAAUCACGUGCUUGUAUUAAAGGGUGGUAAUUUUGUGGACCGUGGUCAGACCAAUCGACCGAUUAUCAAUCAUUCCGAUGAUAAGGAUAAACAAAAAUGGAAACCUAUUGAUAAUUAUCAAGCACCGAGAAGACAAGUUAAAAUACCAGACAAACCUAAAGUACCACCACCGUUUCCGGUACAACUGAAGGACGGAGGACCGAUACAAAUUAUUGGAAUUAAUGGUAGUAGCAAGGAAAUUGAAAAUGCUACCUUGGAUCGUACCAUGGAUCCUUUUUAUGGAAAAGGUAUUUUACCUGGUGAUGGUCCGUUCUUUACGGUAACUUCGAACGGUACUAUCGUAGUACCAGAUUUUAAUUAUUCGGAUAAUUCUACGAACGAUGAGGAUGUUCAAGGACCUAACAAUGUACCAAAUGACAAAUCUGAAGAACCACCUGUUUUUUAUCACGCUAUACCACCUGGUGCUGUUUUCGUACCACCACCUAGUAAUCGAACCGAUUACGACGACGAGGAUCAAUCCAUCUAUUAUCCACCACCUUACAGUUUCUAUUAUCCGCAGGAUAAUACAACGGCAGUACCACCUGGUCCUUUAGUACCUGGUAUCAUUUUACCACCACCGCCAGAUUUCUUUUCGCCGCUGGAAGAAAAGAAAAUAACAACAACGACUACAAAGAAGUAUAGUAAACGUCCUAAUACAUCAAUGCUACCUAAAUCAAGACCCACUUAUCUUCCACCGAGAAAACUUACUACGAGAAUACAAUGGGAAAGUACAACAACAACAACAACAACUACCGUGCCAAAAAUAAGUACAACCCAAUUGUCACGUACGAGAACUUAUGUUACAACGAUGUUAAAAAAUGUAACUGGAAAACCUGUAACAAGAAUUCGUCCUAAUAACGUAUCACCAUCUUACGUACAAGUUACGACGAAUAAACCAUCGUCUGUUCAGAGAAAUACUAAAUAUUAUACAAAUAGUCGUCCAUUGAUAGAAAAUAAAAUGACCGAAACUAAUACGGAAAAUAAUAUUCAGACGUGGUCCAGAUCUACAAAUGGUAAAUCUAUUCCAGUAGUGACUUAUUAUGCUACAACAACCCCUUCUUCCAUCGAAAAAUCCGUGGAAGUGACACCGGCUUCUAUCAAGAACGUUAUAACGACCGUUCAACCGGGACAACAAUUACCUAACAGAGCAUCUUAUUAUUUCUACGAAGAAUCUGACGAUGGUAAUGUCGCUAGUACCGUAGAAUCUGCUCCAGUUUAUCAUCAAACUACUACGGAAUCUCCAUAUUACAAAAUCGAAUCACUUUCUCAACAACCGAGAGAAGAGAAACCAUAUUAUAGCAUUGAAACCAAUUCACCGAAGGACACUUCCAGAGAUUACAACGUUAAACUGAUAGAUACUUCAGUUGAUAAUCCUCAAGUCUAUCAAUACCGAGGUUCUGAAGAUUCAUCGACAUCAACGAAAUAUGAUUCAACGUUGAACAGAGGACAAAAUGAACAAAUGUUGGCAGAUCGAGGUCAAAUUUAUUAUCAAACGAUAACAGCAACUCAACCCCCUGUAACGUUACAACGAUCCUAUUACACUACCCCAUCGUCUCCAAUAUAUUAUAAAGAAUCGGAAGAACGAAUAGAAAUUGAUAAGAGACAAAAAAUCAAAUCUAAACCAAUUUAUCAAUACAGUUUCGAAAUAGCUGAUUAUUCUAAAAGAGGUCAAAACCAAAGACCUUAUUACACCCAACAAAACGAACAAGUAACGUAUGAUUAUCAGACUGUCAAAUCAAACGAUUAUCGAUACGAUUAUGACACCGAUCAAAGGAACACCGAACGUACGAACAAUGUACCCUACAAAAUUCAAAGUCCCAUUUAUCCUUCCACAACUGGUAGGCCAAUAAUAAACGUUACACCUAAUCCUCAACACGCAUAUUUCACGCGACAAGAGGAAAGACUUUUGGACGAUGUCACGAAAGAAUAUUUUACGAUAUUUGGUAAGAAAAUUGGUGGAAAGGAUAUACCGAGUACUACACCAAUUUACAAUAAGGCCAAUCAGGUUACCGAGAAACCUGAUUACGAGGUUAAUACUUACGUAUCAAAUAAUUAUAAUGUACCACCACCACCGGAACCUAUUUAUACAGAUCCUGUAUAUUACGAUCAAGAAGUACAACCACCACCACCGAAUUUAGCAAGCGAUACUCAAGUUAAUUAUCGUCGACCAUUACCACCUAUUAAUCCAGACAGCGAAUUGGUCGAGGUGUUUGAUCCUAAACAACGUGGUCAACCUCGACAACAACAGUCACAACGAUUACAACAACAACAGCAACAGCAACAGCAACAGCAACAGCAACAGCAACAACGACUACAACAACCAUUAAUUCCCCUUCACAGUGAUAUACUAGUUAAUUAUCGUAAUCCACGUCCACCGAUUAAUCCUGACGCUGAAUUUAUUAAUCCUAUUUCUAUUUCCAAUCAAGGUACCAUUAAUUCCGACAAAAGUAGUGCGUAUUUUGCUUAUAGAUUUCCAGGUGACGGUGGUCAUUUUUAUUUUCUUACACCUCAAGCAAUUAGACAAGAACAAACUAGAGAAGAUAUUGGUGCUGAUGAUGAUGAUGAUGGUGGUGGUGGUGGUUAUUAUUAUCCAAAACCGAGAGGUCCGAAAUUUUUACGACGUAGAAGAAAUCCUGGCAAAUCAUAAAAAGAGAGUUUCCACUUAUCGUUUUAGUUAAAAAUUCCCUACAGGCAGUUGUCCCCGAUGCCAUAUGUAUUAGAAUGUUAUUAUAGUGCCGAGAAGAUAUGUGUGUCAUAAUUGUAAGAUCGAAACUUUCGGAAUAUUUAUUUGAUGUAUUUGUAAAUAUCAGCAUGUAUUUAAAUGUUAAGAUUAGUUUGUUAGGCAUAUUAAAAUAUUAAGUUAUGCAAUUUAGAAUUUAGUUAAACACUUUUUCCUUACUUCCAUUAAUAUUUGACACGGAUUAACGAAAAUCUAUUACCCGUGCGAAACUCUGAGUACAUUGAAUGCUAAUAAAUUUGGCCAAAAUGUACUUGCGCAUUGUCUGUGAUUGCAAUGUAUACUUAUAAUAUGUAUUUAGAUCGUUAUAUGUGUACGUUACGAUAUUUAAUUAACGGGACAGAUUAGUUUUUCCUUGAUAUCAUAAUUAUUACUAUUAUACGAGCUAUUCAAUAAUUGUUGGUUUUUCUUUUUCUUUUUUUAUAAAUAUAUA